Messenger RNA from Nylanderia fulva, 3315 nucleotides. RefSeq names its product Swt1 RNA endoribonuclease (gene Swt1). Gene Ontology annotation, molecular function: protein binding. Gene Ontology annotation, cellular component: nucleus. The record is from RefSeq and is a predicted model, not a curated record. NCBI's taxonomy places the organism in Eukaryota, Metazoa, Arthropoda, Insecta, Hymenoptera, Formicidae.
ACCUAGUGUCACGUUUAACUGCUAUCAACUGCCAUUUGCAAUCAGUUUGCGAAAUCUGACGAGACCUUCUGUUUAGUGACCACUUUCAUGGAUCGGAGAAAUGAAAGUUCAUACAUGUGAACGGACCUUUAGAGCAUUACGAAUUUAUAUGGCGGCGUGGUGCUUUUCAUGAUUGUCAUCUACCGAAACUUUAUAUCGAUUUUUGUUUUAUCACGUAUAAAAUAUAAUUUAUAAUUCCAAAUUAUUUAUUAAAGCUAAAUUAUUAAAAAUAUCGAUAAUUCUGAUCAACUGUCAUCAUUGGAUGGAGUAAUACUUUUUUAUGCUAAGAAUUAAAAUUAGAAUCUCUUUAGUGACGUCAUACGUUAGAAAAACAAAGUCUGUCAGUCUGUUUCCGUCUACCAAUGAGACGUAUUUACGAAGUUGAAAGUCGAAUCUAAUAAGAUCACAAUCUGACCGGACAUCUAAUAUCGAAGAAGCGAGAAUAAUAGCUGAUACAUCUUUCAUCCUCAAAUUUAUUAAUACUGAUAUUAAAAAUGGUGAAGCGGAAAUUACCGAGCAAUUGGAUAACUGUACAUUCUAGAAGUCACCCUGAUAGAAUUUAUUAUUUUAAUGUAAAAACAAAUAGAUCUACAUGGGCUGUGCCAGUCGAUGAGGAUGAAGACAAUAAGAUAAAUAAUAAAAGACAGAAAAGCAAUCAUGAAGAGACACAGGCAUCGAAAACACCUGAAAGAAAUCCUGAAAAUAGAAAGACAUCUUGCCAACAAGGAUUAAAUAAUAAAGUUAUAGACACACCACAGAUGAAAAUAAUUCGAGAAAAAAUGCUGCAAAAGUUAAUUGCCAAAGAUAAACCUGUUGCUUCAUCGUCAAAAACAUCAGCCAAGUUGGCAGAAAAUAAACCAGUUUCUUCUUCGAAAAGAAUAUCAAGAUUAACUAAAAAUGAUGAAUCAAAAUUGGAUAAAAAUGAUAAUGAAAAAAGAACAGUUAAACCACAAGCGUCUGGUUUUACAACAUUUACACCACAAAUGUCUGUUCUUUAUGAAAAAAUUCAGCUGCGGAAUUUAAUAAAUAAAUCUAAUUCAGAUAAAAAGUUGAAGAUUAAUGCUAAAAGUAAACAGGAAGACUUGAAUAUUACAAGCCAGAGAUUAAUAAAAACCCAAGAGAAUCGAGAAAAGAGUCCAAGAGUCAGACGUCAAGAAACUGCGAAUCAAAAUAAAAAUGAUGUUCAGCAACGUCAAAAUAAAAUAGAGAAUGUUCAAAAAGCGCACAAUCAAAAUAUUUUAAAGAGAAGACAACCAAAUCCUACACAAAAAAAAAAUAUUGCAAAAGAAAGGAUGCGUAUAUUAAGAAAAAAUUUAAGUUUAGAUAAGGAGAAACUAAAAGAAAUUGGACGUACUAUAAUCAACGAAAAAAAUCCACAAAAGCUUACCAAACCCAACUCUUACAACAAAAACAAUUUAGGAUCGUCAUGCUUAUAUAGAAAUGUUCAAGUUCGACUUACGAGAUUGCAUCACAGAAUUCUAAAGGAUGCAUUAUAUAAAAAUAGUGUCACAUCAAAUGACAAGUCACAGGCUCAACAAAAUAAAGAACUAGUUAUUGAGAAUGUGACAAAAGAAAAAUUAAUAGAACAGGCAAAACAAGAAGUUCUGUAUGAGGAAAUGGAUUGGGAACCAUUGAAUGAUGAAGACAUCACACAGGAGAUUGAAGUUGUAAGAACACAAUUGGGCAGUAAAAAUCAUGUGGAGACAAAUUAUAUAUCGGGAAAUACUGUAGAGUUAAUACAGCAUAAUGAAUCAGGAACAGAGCCACAAGAGAAGUGUCCGUUGUAUAUUGUUGUGGAUACAAAUGUAUUUCUUUCAAAUCUUAAAAUUAUUGAAGAAGCAAGAGAUGCAAUAUUUAAAAAUUAUCCACGUCCUUUCAUUGUAAUUCCGUGGACUGUGAUACAUGAAUUAGAUUAUAUAAAGAAUAAUAAAUCUACACAUGAGUUAUGGAUAAAAGCUAGGAAAGCUAUAUCCUUUAUUCAUGAACAUUUUGCCUCUAAACAUCCACGUAUCAUAGGUCAAACACGAGAACAGUCAGUACAAAAUAAAGACGAAUUUUCUCUUACUUGUCCAGAUGAUGAGAUCUUGCAAUGCUGUUUACAAAUUUGUAAAUUACAAAAAUCUGUGGUUUUAUUAUCAUACGAUAAAAAUCUCUGUAAUAAAGCAAUGAUAUAUAAUAUAUUGGCAUUGGGACGUAAUGAUCCUCUUGAGAAAAUAGAUUAUUAUAAUGUGAAUGACAAAGUAAUAAAUUAUUUAACUGAUGGUCUCAUCACAGAUUCUUUCUUCAACGAUGAAUUACGCUUAGCAGAUGAUGUUUUUGAAGAUACGAAAAUGACUAUGAAAGACUUUUUGUCAAUAAUUAUCAAGAAACAAAUGUCAGAAAUUUAUGGAGCAGAAGAGUGGGAGUUAUAUAUCAUCAUAAAGCCACCUUGGACUAUAGUAACUGCAUUAAAGUGUGCUAUAAAGCACUGGAUCGCUGCAAUAAAUGAAUCGUUUCAAAGACGUGCUGAAUACAUUUUGAAGGAAUUACUUCAAGCGUUUGAGCGUUUACCAGUUGGUGGCAGAAAACUGGAAGAUGUGGAAUACAUCUUAGAAAAGUGCAGCGAUUUAGUACAAGCAGUUAAAGCAGAUAAACAUAGUGAACUUAUUACUCAAACGUUUAAUGCAAUUACGGAACUCAAGAAGAAAUGUCGUAGUUAUAUCAUUAAUAUACAACAGAAAAAAUUGCACUGUAAGAUAGGCACUAUAGAAGAUGUCCAAGAGCAAGAAAUUAGAGCAGGAAAAGUAUUCCAAUACUUCCAACAUGUUUAUAAUUACGCGCGUGACAUAUGUGGUACGGCAUGUAGCAAUGCAGGAAUAGCGCAUUCUUUUAAUUUCAAGCCUGUAAAUUUAUCGUUGUUACCUACACCUAUAGAAUAUCUGCGACCAGAGAUCUCGAAAAAGGUGGCCGAUUUAACACAGAGUCUUAAUAAGAUACUUCUCCAAGCUGAACAUUCCAAUAUAAAAUAUCAAACAUUACUUUGUUUGCAACAAAAUUUAAACACAUUUUUGACUGACACAGAGAGACAAACAUUUGAUGUAACACCUUUGGAUAUAUAUUACUGUAUAAUAUUAAAAGAAGAGCCAUUGAAAACUGGAUUGAAGCAGUUACAAGAUUUGACUACACAUUUUUGUGCUUUAGCUCUUCACAUAUAAAUAUAUAUUUUAUAUACAUCAAUAAUUCUCUCGUUAAUUUAUUUUACGUGUAGAAACAUUAAUUAAAUAUUUCGACAAAAUG